Messenger RNA from Harpia harpyja (harpy eagle), 3133 nucleotides. RefSeq names its product glucoside xylosyltransferase 1 (gene GXYLT1). The coding region runs from base 104 to 1408 and encodes 434 amino acids. The record is from RefSeq and is a predicted model, not a curated record. Gene Ontology annotation, biological process: protein O-linked glycosylation via N-acetylgalactosamine. Gene Ontology annotation, molecular function: UDP-xylosyltransferase activity. NCBI's taxonomy places the organism in Eukaryota, Metazoa, Chordata, Aves, Accipitriformes, Accipitridae. The transcript is spliced from 8 exons.
GCUCGCGCCGCCGCCGCCGCGUCCGUUGGGGCUCGCGCUGCCGGUUGGGCCCCGGCCGCCGCUUGGCGCCGGGGCCGGGGCCGGGGCCGGGUCGUGAGGGAGGAUGCGGCGGUACGCGCGGAUGGCGCUGCUCUGCCUGGGCUGCGGCGUCUGCUCGCUCCUCUACGGCUUCAGCCAGCUGGCCCUCUCGCUGGAGCAGGAGCCCGGCCGGCAGCGGCAGGCCCCAGAUCUCGCCGCUACCGGCGACCGAGCGGCGGCGGCGGCGGCUGGGAGCGAGGGCCGGGGCCAGGCGGGGGCCGGCAGGUGUAAGAAUUUGUCUGUAUCUUUCUGGAAUUCCUAUUGGAUGCUGCCCUCUGAUGUUUGUGGAAUGAACUGCUUUUGGGAAGCUGCUUUUAGAUAUGAUUAUAUGAAAACACAUCCUUCUGAGAAAAUGCAUCUAGCAGUGGUUGCCUGUGGUGAAAGACUGGAGGAGACACUUACUAUGUUGAGAUCAGCCAUUAUUUUCAGCAUCAAACCUCUCCAGUUUCAUAUUUUUGCUGAGGACCAAUUGCAUGAGAAUUUCAAAGACAUACUUGAUGACUUCCCCUAUGAAGGAAAAGUUAAUUACACAUUAUAUCCAAUAACAUUUCCAACUGAGAGUGCAGCAGAAUGGAAGAAAUUGUUUAAACCCUGUGCUUCACAAAGGCUAUUCUUGCCAUUAAUCCUCAAAAAUGUGGAUUCGCUACUGUAUGUUGAUACUGACAUCCUGUUUUUGAGACCUGUUGAUGAUAUUUGGUCUUUUCUGGGAAAGUUCAACUCCACACAAAUUGCUGCAAUGGCACCGGAACAUGAAGAGCCUCGUAUCGGGUGGUAUAAUCGCUUUGCUAGACAUCCCUAUUAUGGAGUAACUGGAAUAAAUUCUGGAGUCAUGUUAAUGAAUAUGACACGUAUCAGAAGAAAGUAUUUCAAGAAUGAUAUGACACCAGUCCGAUUACAGUGGGGAGAAAUUCUUAUGCCACUGCUGAAGAAGUACAAGUUGAACAUAACAUGGGGUGAUCAGGAUCUAUUGAACAUUAUGUUUUUUCACAAUCCAGAAAGUCUUUAUGUCUUUCCUUGCCAAUGGAAUUAUCGGCCUGACCACUGCAUCUAUGGAAGCAAUUGUAAGGAAGCUGAAGAAGAAGGUAUAUUUAUUCUUCAUGGAAACAGAGGUGUUUACCAUGAUGAUAAACAACCGACUUUUAGGGCUGUCUAUGAAGCAAUAAAAAAUUAUUCAUUUGGAGAUGAUCUGAUUCAUUCCCUGUUGCAGCCCCUAGAACUGGAAUUAAGGAAAACCAUGCAUACAUACUGUGGAAGAGUAUACAAAGUGUUCAUAAAGCAGCUAACAAAAAGCGUAAGAGACUUGUAUGCCAGAAGAUCAAAGGGAAGGUGAUUUUUACUCCAAGCUGUUAAAUCAAGAGACUGAAUUAACAUACUGAUCAAAAGGUGCAAAAAUUCUAAUGUGGCUUGAAUCAGCUCUUCAUGUGCCCAGAUAAAAGUUUACUAGCAUACAUAAAAAUGAAGAAAAUAUUAAUGUAAUGAAGAACAGGAACUUUUUUCUGCAAAGGCGACUUUUUGCUCUUUUGAAGUUUAAUCACUGCUAAUGUUUGUCUUGGAUCUGGUGAUUUGGGUGUUACUGGCUUCUAUGGCCAGUAGUUUUAGUCUGCAUAAUUCGGUUAUCCAAUGAUCAAAUGAACAAGGAAGAAAUUAAGAUGGCUCUAUUUGGGAGUGUACCUCAUAUAUUGUCUAAAGUUCUGUUAAACUGUGAAUGUAGCAAUAACUGAGUCAGCGGCACUAACCUCACUUUAAAGGUGUGAGCCUUUAUGUAAACAAAGUUGUUUACAAGUGCAGAAAAUACUCUGUUUUCAAAGAGAUGUGAUAUAAUCUUUGACAAUCUGUAUGUGCCUUUAUAUGUUCAUCUCUUACAUGUUGAAGUACUGUUUUGACAAUCUCGCUUAUCUUGGAUGUUAACUGCACACUAUAAAUAUGAUUUUCUGAGAAAUUAGUAACUAGUAUGUGAUACUAGUUUUCUCUGGUAGAUACGGAGGCUUUUCAAUAUACAGCAUUUGUUUCAAUGUUGUUGAGCCAUCAUGGCCAAAAGACAGCGCAGAGUUGAGGGUUUUUUUAGCAAAAAUUCGGUUCGAAGUUACAUCUUACAAUACUUUUUAAAAAUUACAUGGUUUUGCAGCUUUCUAGGGCGUUUUGGAAGUAGGAAAAAAAAAACAGUGGAAAGCUGUUGCCAUUGUAUUUCCUUACUAAGAAUCAUUAUCUGAUGUUUAUUAUAGAGUAUUUAGUACCUAAAAGUAAAGAGCUGUAAUAAGAGUUCUGAUGCUUCAUCAGACUGUAUAUUAGAUGGAUUUCUUAGAGAAUAUAUCUUGUUACCGUUUUUUUUUAAUAACAUGGCUUUAAAAUAGUUGUGGGGCAGACCCUCAACUACGUGAAUGCAUGACUGUCAAGAGGGUGAUAGUGAUUUACAACAGAUAAGGAUUAGGCUUUCUUUCGUUAUUUUAGUGAAAAAAACCAAGCUCUGUUUAUGUAAUACAAACUUUUUUUCAGAGAAAAACAUGAAGAAAAAGGCUGAGUUCUAGUGUUACAGUAAAAUAUUAUUUAAACUUGCAUGGUGUGAAAUGUAUUUGUAAAGUAUAUUUGAACUUGGAUAACCUGUCUAACUGAGAUGAAGUCUUCAUAAAGUGAGUUUUUGGAUUCCAGAAAAGUUCCUGUGUGUUGAACACAGAGGAUCAACUCACUGACUUGCACCUUCAUGCCAACCCCAUUUAGAAGCUUAAUUUUUGUGGCUGUUUCCUUGUCAAAGGCAGGCUGGCUCUGACUCCCAGAUCCAUGUGAGCUGGACGAAUGCUUUAGCAGUACAAAACCACACUCCAUUGUAAGCAGAGUUUAUAUUCUUCUCCUAAUCUCCCUGCUGGCUCAGGGUGUAAAUUUCUGGGAUGGAAACUAGGAAGCAGUCUGCCUCGCAUGUAGUUACAGUCUCUUUUCCUUGCUAUGUAACCUUUUGAAGUCUGAAAAUCUAGAAAUCUGUGUGAAGGUGAAUACUGUUAUUGACUGAUUUUACAAUAUGCAAUGCAUUAUUUUUUUACAUAAAUACUGAUUUUUAUAUCAA